Molecule: messenger RNA, 300 nt
Organism: Suillus subaureus
Lineage: Eukaryota; Fungi; Basidiomycota; Agaricomycetes; Boletales; Suillaceae
Exons: 1
Coding region: 1-300 (99 amino acids)
Source: RefSeq, a predicted model, not a curated record
AUGAACGUCGCUGGUCCCUCACGACUACGUGGUUCACGUCCGAUCCCGGGUCCAAGAGAAAUAGAUAAUCAUGAGGAAGAUCUUACCCGUAUGAUCGCUGAACUAGGUCUUGCAGAUGUCGAGAGAUUGCAGACCCUAUAUGAUAACAGAGAGCGUCGAGGAAAGGGGUUUUCUGAUCGUGAAGUUGCUUUCAGAUUGUUGAUGCAGAACGCUCGAGAACUUGCAGAGUUCAAUGCUGAUCUGGCACUUGCCCAGCGACUUGCCGACGGAAAUGAGGAAGCAAAUCCUACACCUGGGUAA